Messenger RNA from Suillus fuscotomentosus, 1140 nucleotides. Its product is annotated as kinase-like domain-containing protein. Lineage: Eukaryota; Fungi; Basidiomycota; Agaricomycetes; Boletales; Suillaceae. Gene Ontology annotation, biological process: protein phosphorylation. Bases 124 to 891 code for a protein of 255 amino acids. Gene Ontology annotation, molecular function: ATP binding; protein kinase activity. The record is from RefSeq and is a predicted model, not a curated record. The transcript is spliced from 5 exons.
CUGGCUGUAUUCUUGGUCUCGGCGACGACAUCCAGUUGGAACGUCCAAGGUUGCGGUCAAAUUAAUCAGGGUUCCUCAAGCAGAUGAUACGGAACUGGUGAAUAGGACAAGCAAGGUGUGAGCAUGAAUGAACUGAAAGUAGUUGUAUUCAUCGAUUUCAACUCACAGAGGAUUCGUCGCGAGGUUCAUGUUUGGAUUGACCUAGAGCAUGAUCAUAUUCUUACUUUCAAUGGUAUCGUUGAUGGUUUGGGGCCACUACCUGCCUUGGUCUCUCCAUGGAUGGAAAAUGGAUCACUCGAUAGUUAUCUAAAACAGGGACCUGUUCUUUCCAAGGCCGAGAAACUGAGAAUGUUGAGACAGAUAGCGGCCGGCCUCAAGUAUUGUGCAUCUAUUUUUUUUUCUGUAUCUGGAUCAGACAUGCUCAUCGACUUGUUAGUACACGACAAAGGAGUGGUCCAUGGCGAUUUAACAUGUACCAAUGUUCUAAUGAGUGCCAAUCAGACGCUCCAUCUUGCGGACUUUGGUCUCUCAGUGGUUCUUUCAGAGUCACAAAACUCCACCUUCAAUUCGUGCCACCCAGGAAAUGUGCGGUGGAUGGCGCCCGAGUUGCUUGCUUUACCUGAGGAAGGGGGAGUGGUCAUGCCAACCAAAGCUGCCGAUGUUUACUCGUAUGGUUGCAUCAUGCUUCAGGUGUUUUGUGGAUGUGCACCUUACCUCUGGCUACCGGAUGCGUUCCGCGUUAUUGCGGCAAGACUCACAGGAACAGCACCCUUCCGUCAUUUCCGUGACAUCGAGGACGUACACAAGGAGUUUUCGUUGAGAUGCAUAACUGUCGAUUCCGGAGGCCGACCAGUAGCUUCUGAGAUUGUAGGGUUCUUACCAACAGAGUGACAACAAUAUGAAUGAACUAGCCUAGGAUACUAUGUACUCGGAACGACAUCUAUGUGCUUCCCGAUUUAUCACUGCCUUGUUUACAUACACUAUGAGGACCGGCAUUGCAUGUAGUCUGCUAACGCAUUAGAUUUAGUAUUGCUCCUACAUAAAUACAAAUACAGCUAGUGUAUCAUACACAUACGACACCGAGAAGUGAGAGCAGACACGGAGCAAUAUGAUAUAUGAUAGGAGACACUUGAAGUUAAU